Mizuhopecten yessoensis (Yesso scallop) is the source of this 2490-nucleotide messenger RNA. RefSeq lists its product as uncharacterized. The transcript has 2 exons. Lineage: Eukaryota; Metazoa; Mollusca; Bivalvia; Pectinida; Pectinidae. Bases 409 to 2160 code for a protein of 583 amino acids. The record is from RefSeq and is a predicted model, not a curated record.
CUUAGCGGUGCCAACGUAUUUGACAAUGUACAUAAAUGCAUGAUUUUUAUAUACAGACUAUGCAAACUUGCCUAGGUGUACAAGGGGACAGGUAUACAUACCUGUACAAAGUUUACCUGUGUGUCUAAGGUAAACCUGUUGUUACCUGCAUAUACACAGGUGUUCCCCGAGACGGGUAAGUCAUCAACAGGAUGGUAUAACGAUACUCCAAAUACGGUGGUGUGCAACCAAGGUCCCGGACACUUUAAACCCAUCGGACACACACAGGGCAUAUCCAUGGAUCUAUGGACAGAAUCCUACAUGCUUAGUGAGGUAGAGAAUGCAAACACUGAUAUGUAGACGAGAGAAGCAGCACAGGACGAUUGUCCUCCUACUCUUGGGAUAACUCUACAAAAUACUUCACCAAUAAUGGAGGACCCAUUUCAGAGCAAACAUGGUUACCUACCUUCGCUUUACAGACAAGCUACACAACAGCUUCCAAGCUCAAAACUCAGGGAUGAGAUUGACUCGACAAUGCACAAAGUCCAGGAGGAAAUUAAAGCACCAGCUGCAUCAACCAAAGAAGCCUUCUCAGCUUGUUUUAAACAUAUUAUCCCACACAUCAAGAACAACCAGUUCGGACUGGAGCUGAAGGACAUGCCAAUUUACGCAGGGGACAUAUCCGCAUGGAAACCGUACAAACCGGGAUGUCCUUGUUAUUUACUAACGAUGAAGGUUGGUAAAAUAUCUGGGAAGGAACUUGAUCCAGGAUACGUUGUAUUUCCUAUGCCAAAAAUAACGCCAAAAAGUAUCAAAGUAUACAACCUUGACGUCAGAUCUGAGGACAAGCAACAUUUGUGCCCAAAGAAAAUGUAUCUUGCCUUAUUUCAAGUGUUAGAAACUGGACUAGAUAAAUUGCGGACUAUUGUUGAGAAGGAGAAGUCGAGAAGUCGAUUAAGUCGACGCUCAGACGCUACUAUCAGGACAGACGCAAGUCCAUCUCGACGAACGGAAUCUAAACGUAGUCGUAAGAAAUCAGACGCGAGCGCGGCGUACAAAUCGUCAGACGACGAUCCGGAAAAUCAUCGGAAGGAUAUCCCAAGUAGGACUAGCGUCCGCACCAACAUCAGCCGUCAGAGGUCAGAACGAUCGAUGAGUCGGAUGAGUGUAACGACCAAUCAAACUGCUACAACAGUCAAUGACCCUCCAAACGGCACCGUUAACGGAGGUACAAACGGGGUACCUCAUGGAAUCCUCCCUCAGCUAACAAGUGAAAGCAUCCAUCGAGCUGAGGCCAUGCGUACGAGAAAGCGAUCCGAUGCUAGUUUCAUAACGGACAAAAGUCGUCCAAUGUCGGACUUAACUUUGUUACAAGUGCCCUUCUCUUUGGAGUCGCGUUCGAGUCGACGAACAUCGACGACGUCAGAGCUCCGCCGACCCCCGUCGGAGGUAACAGUGAUAUUGGUACCACAACAGCCAGAGGAAAAGAAGCCGGAUCCGGCAGCCAAACCUCCUAUAGACAAACCAAAGAAACAGCCCAAGCCGGUUGAAAUCAUAGAAGUUCCAGAUAUCAGUUUGAUUGAGGAAGAAGACAACAGAUUUUUACUCAUGACUCUUAAAAACGGAAAUGAAAUCGAACUCAUCCCCACCAUCACUGCCUCGAACGGAGGGGGUCCGCUUUUUGUGGCAAAGCCGCAUGAGAAUGACGAAAAUGGCAAUUCAGACCUUCGUUGGCGAAUCAGUUUUGCUCCAAAUGAGGAAGUGAUUCUUAAAGCUAUUACUUCCGGUGACAAAAAUCAAAGAUUGAUGGCAGCGAAACUUGUCUCUAACAUGUGCCAAAAGGAGUGGAAACUCCGGUCCAUUACACCCUACCAUAUCAAAACUGUGCUGUUACACGAUAUUGACUUCCAGGUAGACAACACCCCGCGCUGGCAACGGUUUACUAUCGACGAGUGCGUGCGCAACAUUCUUCUCAGGCUCCUCAGCUUCAUCCGGAGUAAACAGCUGCCUCAUUUCUUCGAGAACGAGUUCAAUCUCUGGGGACAUAUUUCAUCUCAACAGUUUUCUAUCAUGAAAAAUGCUCUAGAGAGGAUCAUGAGAGACGAAAGGGAGAUAAUUCGUGUUCUUAAGAGAAUGAGGAUACCCCCUAUCAUUCACUCCGAAAAUGAUAAUUUCCAGUAAAACUUCUUAUUUAAUUGGGACUGUAUGUAGCUUUUGUUCUGAAUGCCAUGUGAUAUAGAAUAUUCUAUAGAAAAGUGAGUUGAGUCUAGCAGUUCGUGAGAUGAAUGGAUAUUGUUGUAAUGGAUAUUGUUCUGUCAAGCGUAUCUUUGAGGAUCCCUGUACCACUACACAAUUUGUUUUUCAAACUGUAACUAUGCAUUGGAAUCUGUUUUUAUCAGCAUGACUACAGUUAUAUCCGGCAUGAUUAUAUCCGGCAUGACUACAGUUAUAUCCGGCAUGACUACAGUUAUAUCCGGCAUGACUACAGUUAUAUCCGGCAUGACUACAGUU